GCACAAAGGCCGCAGCAUGGUCCUGGUGCACGUCGGAUACCUGGUGCUGCCCGUCUUCGGCUCCGUGCGCAACAGAGGUGCUCCCUUUCAAAGGUCUCAGCAUCCCCAUGCUACCUCCUGCCGGCAUUUCCACCUGGGUCCCCAGCCUCAGCUCUCGGCCGACUUCGCCCUGCCUCACGCGGUGCAGCCGCAGCCGGGGCUGGCUCCCCACAUGGCCCCCGCGCACCAGCACAGCGGCGCCCUGCACCAGCCCCUGGCGCCGGUGCCCGCCCUGCCCUUCCAGGACGUCGCCGGGCCCUCCUUCCUACCUCAGGCGCUACACCAGCAAUACCUCCUCCAGCAGCAGCUCCUCGAGGCGCAGCACCGCCGGCUCAUGCCCCAUCCCAGGCGGGCCCAAGAGCGCAUGUCUGUCCAGCCUCACCGCCUACACCCCAGCUUCGACUUCAGCCACCAACUGCAGACUCCACAACCCAUGGGCCCCCAGCCCAGGUAUUUGGCAGAGGGCACGGACUGGGACCUCAGCGUCGACGCGGGGCUGACUCACGCCCAGUUCCAGGUCCGGCCGGUGCCCCAGCCCUAUCAGCAUUACUUGGCUACACCUCGGAUGCACCACUUCCCCAGAAGCACAUCCUCAACCCAGGUGGUUGUUCAUGAAAUCAGAAAUUACCCUUACCCUCAGCUUCAGCUGCUUGCUCUUCAGGGACUGAACCCAAGCAGGCACACAUCCGCUGUGCGGGAGAGCUAUGAAGAGCUGCUGCAGCUGGAGGACAGGCUGGGCAGCGUGAGCCGGGGCGCCGUCCAGAACACCAUUGAGAGAUUCACCUUCCCCCACAAGUACAAGAAGGCUAGGAAGCUGCGGGCCAAAUUUUCAAAAGGGUCUCAACCUUCUCCCACCCAGCGGGUGCAAUUUCCCCCCUGUCCGCACCUGAGAAGACCACAGGAAGGCAAAGCUGAGCAAGACGAUGGCGAGGAGUCAGAUACCGACGAGAAAUGCACAAUCUGUCUGUCCAUGCUUGAAGACGGAGAGGACGUCAGGCGGUUGCCCUGUAUGCAUCUCUUUCACCAAGUGUGCGUGGACCAGUGGCUGGCCACCAGCAAGAAGUGCCCGAUCUGCAGGGUGGACAUUGAAACACAGCUCGGCUCGGACAGCUGAAAAGACUAGCUGGACACACCAUUUUCCUUACCAGGUCGUAUGGCCAUAAACCCUUGCAGCGAAAUUUUUUGCCUUCUGAGCCAUUUGAUUGAGAGGGGAAGUCUGCAGGCACGGUAGUGAGGAGGAGGAGGAGGAGGUGAUACAAUAUCUAGCAGUAGGAGAUGUUGCACAUAUAUGCAGGAUACAGGCCCAGUGAAAGGGAGCUGGCAUUCCCGGAGCUCAGAGACCCCGUGCUGCAGAAGAUUUUAGUGUUGAAUAUGAAGGAACUAGUUGUGGUAGUCCGGCCUGUCAAUCCUGCUUUUCAUGGGGAUUGUAUAUAUACCUCUCAAAUAUGUAGAAACAUGUUAGGGGUCCUUUAGCUAUUUCUAUGGAUGGCAGCUGGAGCAUGUUAGCUUAAGAAAUGUUGUGUUUGAUGCCCUACUCAUCUUGUGGUGGACAUGUUGCUGUUACCUAAUUUGCACCAAAUAUUUUUUCAUAGAUUCCUUAUUUUGGUGCCUGAUUAAUACAUUGCAGAGGGGGAAAUAAAGAGGUCAAACAUCUCCAUCCUUGGGGUGGGGGAAAGAGGAGGAAAAGCAAAAUCCUGUUUACAGUCAGAAGGGUUUGUGCUCUUUGCCUCAGCCGCGUGUGCUUCUUUCCCUUGCAUUUACAGUGUGUUGCAAAUUUAGAGAAGCUUAAUAAAAAUAAAAAUUGGGGAUAAAAUGAACGAAGCAAUAGGGAAAAGCUUCGUUCCUGCUUGUCUGCUGGUGCUGGACACUUUCUGUAGCGGCACAGUAUUUGAGUAGAUGCUGUUUCUUUGCUUUCUGUAUUUUAACAAAGUAGCUUGUCAUAUCAAAAUCCAAGGAAGUUCUGUCUA
Vidua macroura (Pin-tailed whydah) is the source of this 2006-nucleotide messenger RNA. It is a transcript of the gene ARK2C, whose product is annotated as arkadia (RNF111) C-terminal like ring finger ubiquitin ligase 2C. Gene Ontology annotation, molecular function: zinc ion binding; ubiquitin protein ligase activity. Gene Ontology annotation, biological process: motor neuron axon guidance; positive regulation of BMP signaling pathway. The transcript has 9 exons. Bases 17 to 1153 code for a protein of 378 amino acids. Lineage: Eukaryota; Metazoa; Chordata; Aves; Passeriformes; Viduidae. The record is from RefSeq and is a predicted model, not a curated record.